CAUUUUCCCUAGACCUGCAGGUGCUUUCCUGGACAUCUGGAUUUGGGAAGGAUUGGCUUCAGCUGUCGGUACAACAGAGGCAUCGAAGGCGGCCCUCCUCACUCAACUCUGGACCGGCGUGGAAGGCUGGAGGGGUGAAGCGAAAGGGGAAAGCCGAGCGGAGCGCACGGUGCGGCAUCGCCCAACUGUUUCUUUGAGUUGAUGCAGUGUCACAGAAAUAAGAAAAUUCCGGAGGGAGGAGAUCCAGCCUUGAGCACCUUCGGACUCAUUUCCUCUUUGACUAGCUUCCGUGUAAGACCCUCAAUCCGAAACAUUGUGCCUCGGCUUCAGGGGCUCCCAGACGCCUCAGUGGCCGAGUCUUGAUACCAGUCUUUUAGACACACCUUUAGAAGCUCCCCGUGGUGGCACCAUGUUCUCAUGUGACAUUUGUGGUGAAACAGUAACUUCUGCACCAGACAUGAAGGCGCACCUCAAUGCCCACUUGGAAAAUGGAGUGAUCUGCCCUUUUUGCAAGUUGUCAGGAGUGAAUUAUGAUGAGAUGUGUUUUCAUAUUGAAACUGCUCAUUUUGAGCAGAGUGAACUUGAAAGAAACUUUCAGCGGAACCAUACAAUGCAGUACAGAACUUCAGAUAACAAAAGAGACAAUACCCUACAGUGUAGAAUGGAAGUGAAUUCACGUCUUCCUUCCGCUUGUGCAUCUAAUCAUCCGAGAAGCUCAGCUCAAAACCUGUCUAAGGAUGGUGCUUUAAAACACAAAACCUGUUGUUCAGAGAACUUAACUGAGUCGAGAAAAUUCCAAAAAAGUAGGGGAAAACAAUCUGACAGAACCAAAAUAAAAGGACCAAUUUAUGAAACGAUGUAUGGCCCCCCUGAAUGUCCAUUCUGUGGGAAAAUAGAAAUUUGUAGUCAAGAUAUGGAAACUCAUGUGAAAACAAAACACGCCAAUCUUUUAGACACCCCUUUAGGAGACUGCGACCAGCCACUCUAUCACUGCCCAAUGUGUGGGCUCAGCUGUACAAAUUACCAUAUUCUUCAGGAACAUGUUGACUUGCAUUUGGAAGAAAGCAACUUUAGACAAGGCAUGGAUAGUGUCCAGUGUUCUAGAGAUCUAGAAUUGGCCCACCAGCUUCAACAAGAAGAAGACAGAAAGAGGCACUCUGAAGAGUCAAGACAAGAAGGAGAAGAAUUUCAGAAGCUGCAGAGACAGUAUGGUUUAGAUAAUUCUGGAGGAUACAAACAACAGCAACUCCGAAAUAUGGAAAUAGAAGUCAGUCGGGGAAGAAUGCAUGCAUCAGAAUUUCAUAGAAGAAAAGCGGAUAUGAUGGAAUCAUUAGCUAUCGGUAUUGAUGAUGGGAAAACAAGAACUUCUGGAAUCAUUGAAGCCCUUCAUAGGUAUUACCAGAAUGCUGCCGCAGAAGUGAGGCAGGUGUGGCUUUCUGCAGCGGUGGAUCACUUUCAUUCUUCCUCGGGCGACAAAGGAUGGGGUUGCGGCUACAGAAAUUUCCAAAUGCUCCUUUCAUCGCUGUUACAAAAUGAUGCUUAUAAUGAUUGUUUAACAGGUAUGUCAAUUCCUUGCAUUCCUAAAAUUCAGACUAUGAUUGAAGAUGCUUGGAAGGAAGGGUUUGAUCCACAGGGAGCCUCUCAACUCAAUAAUAGGUUACAAGGGACAAAGGCCUGGAUUGGAGCAUGCGAAGUCUACACACUUCUGACCUCUCUCGGAGUAAAGUGUCACAUUAUUGAUUUCCAUAAGUCAACUGGCCCUUUGGGUACGCACCCCCGAUUAUUUGAGUGGAUAUUAAACUACUAUUCUUUAGAAAGGGAAGGAAACCCAAAGGUGGUGUGUACAUCUAAGCCUCCUAUCUAUCUUCAGCACCAAGGUCAUAGUAGAACAGUUAUUGGUAUUGAAGAAAGGAAAAACCGCACAUUAUGUUUACUGAUACUUGAUCCGGGAUGUCCUUCUCGAGAAAUGCAGAAACUAUUAAAGCAAGACGCUGAGGCGAACAGUCUCAAACAACUUCGGAAAUUUGUGGGAAAUUUAAAACAUCAGCAGUACCAGAUAGUGGCAGUAGAGGGUGUUCUUUCUCCAGAAGAGAAAGUUGGUGACUGAGUCGGGAUGCACUAGUGGCAGUGAGUUUGGAUUUGGGGCUUAUGUGUAUUACUUCAUUGACUCCACAGGACACCCUGGUAAGGUAGGCACCGGACAGAGCAAACGCUGAGGCACAGAGAGGUUGGAUUCCUACCACCGCGCAGCUAUUAAGUAGCAGAGUCAGGGUCCAAGUUAGUUUGCACACAGAAUCCUGAUCUCUAUUGCUUCUUCUCUGAGAAUGCAAAGCCUUAUAGUUUAGCAUUUGUUAAAAUUUUGUGGGAAUAAAUAAAUUUUAUUUUAAAAUAGAGAAUUAUGAAAAAUGAACAAUUUAUCAUACCUUAGUUUUACAUUUUGACUUCAGGACUUUGUUCUUAUUUUUAAAUUUUUUAUCUAUAUCUAAAAGUGAUUCUGACCAGUUUUACAUUAUUUUAUACAUUGUGAAAAUUCAGCAAAGAUAAGAGUACUAGUUUAUAUACAGGUCAGAUAGAAAUUUACAAGUUUAACAAAAAUAGAAUUGUAACUUUACAUUUGUUUAGUUUUUAUCUUGUUUUUGAAAAGUAUUCUUUUCCUAAAU
Molecule: messenger RNA, 2660 nt
Organism: Echinops telfairi (small Madagascar hedgehog)
Lineage: Eukaryota; Metazoa; Chordata; Mammalia; Afrosoricida; Tenrecidae
Gene: ZUP1
Product: zinc finger containing ubiquitin peptidase 1
Exons: 11
Coding region: 410-2107 (565 amino acids)
Source: RefSeq, a predicted model, not a curated record